ACUCAGGAAAACAUGCAAAGUAAUAUUAGCAACAUUUAAAUAAAUCACAUGAAAGCAGCGUCAAUAAACGGCCGAGUCUUUUCGCUUUGUCAGUACUGACUGGCAUUUCAAUAAAUAGAUUUAAGAUAAGCUAAAAUAAGAUGAGAUAAUCCUUUAUUAGCAGUGUGGAAAUGUACAGGAUUACAGCAGCGGAGGGUAAGGUGCAAACAAGAGACGUAAUACAAAAAUCUAAAACAAGUAUAAUAAAUAAACAAUUUAAAAAAGUUUGAAAUAAAUAACAUUUAAAGAAACCGCAAUAACUGACAUAUUGUUUAUACACCCAGGCAGAUAACGUAUGGCACAGUGUGUUUAUAUUGCACAGUUUGUGUGUUGUCUACUGGGAGCAGGUUGUGCAGCCUGACACCUGCAUAAUGUGUUUUCUUUUUUUCUAAAUGUCCAAGAAAGUGCUGAAUAACGAUGAAAAUAAUUUACAGCGCUGCCUGACAAAACAAAAGGCCAUUUAUUCCGUUCACUAAUCUGAACCGCUGAUCCUGAUCCUUAAGACAGACAACCACUCACACCCACGGGGCAACUCAGAGGCCAAUUCACCUGAGCGGCAAGUCGUUGGACCGAGACGGCAUGUUACUCACCUGAGCCGGAUGUCUAUGUCCCUGGUGAGCGGCUCCAGAUAGUGCCUGAAUAUAAAUACCUAGGUAUCUACCUCGAUUCAAACCUUUAUUUUAAGAGGCAGGUAAAAAAACAUGGCAACGGUUGUCAGAUUUCAUUCAUUGAAUUUCAAGAACAUAAGAAACUAGAAUGGGCACUCGGUAGAGCGCACACCUUCGCAUAUCACAAGAUUGGGCAUUGCAUUAUGAACAUUUUGGCAUUAGUUGCAUGCCAAUUGGAUAAAAAUUGACCGUGCUAUGGUAAAAAGAAGAUGUUGACCUUUCCAUGACCUUGACCUUUGACCCGAUUGAUCCAAAAAUCUAAUCAAAUGGUCCCCGGAUAAUAAACAAUCAUCCCACCAAAUUCUAUGCGAUUCAAGAAGAUUGACCUUUUUCAUGACCUUGACCUUUGACCUUUUGACCCGAUCGAUCCCAAAAUCUAAUCAAAUGGUCCCCGGAUAAUAACCAAUCAUCCCACCAAAUUUCAUGCGAUUCGGUUUAAUGCUUUUUGAGUUAGGCGAAUAACAUGCAUAAAAAUAAAUACGCGGCGAUCAAAACAUAACCUUCCGCAUUUUCAAUGCGAAGGUAAUAAUCUAACAAUAGAUGCUGCAAAGCUGGACUUUAAUGCAAUUAUCCUCCCAUAUUUGACUUAUUGCCGAACCAACUGGGCUCAAGCCAGCAGCACAACUCUAAAACCAAUUAAAAUCCUUCAUAAGCUCUUAAAAUACUUGAUAAAAAGCCCAGGAGUUAUCACCUCUGUGCAAUUCUAACUAAACACAGUCUCCUGAGCUGGGAUAACAUCACUGAAUUCUCCAAUAUGUGUCUUGUUUUUAAAGUUCUUCAUGAUAUGGCUCCUCCCCCACUUGGUGAAUUCAUCAAACAAAACACGCAGAGUAGUUGACAAACUGGAUCUGUGGAAGAGAGGCGACCGUAUCCUCCCGCUUAGGAAGAGUUCCUUUAGCCAGUCUGUGUUCUCAGUGAAGCAGGACACCUCUUCAUAUACGCACUGAAACAUAUCACUCCUUAAACACGGCCUGAAGAACUGGCUUAUUCACAAUCACAUGUGUGAGCAUGAAGCGUGACUCCCUCCUCAAUGAUUGUGUGUAUGAAAUGUGCGUAUUUAUUGCGUUUUAUUAUGUUUUUAUUGUGUUUUAUUAUGUUUAUUAUGUUUUUUUAUGGUGAGGCCUAUGGUUGAUGAUAACAUGUAUGUUUAUUGCUUUUUAUGAUGUGUUUGUGGUAACCAUUUUCUCCCUUAGUGAUGGCUUCUAAUACUUGGCCACAGGGACUACGGUUGCUAUAAGACUUAGCUCAGACUGACACCUUUACCCCUGGGUGGAUUGAUGUGUACGGUCCCUGUUCAAAUAAAUAAAUAAAUGGAAAUGGACCCGGAGGGGACUCACGCAUCCACGAUGGAGAAGGUGCAAACUCCACACUGAGGUCUAGACCGGGAACCAAGCGUCUCGGUGACAGCGCUGGCCACUACACCACGUUCAGGCCGAGGCUGUGAAUGCGAUUGCUUAAGAGUCGUGACCUUUUAGAAAGGAGGAUUUAACUUGUAGCCAAGGCAGCCUUCUCAGUGAGGACCCUUGACCUUAUUAUAACAAGGCAUGAGUGAGAAACACCAACCACGCAGCCAAGUGAUUAGAGAAAGCUCCUUUAUUUCCGUCAAAAUCUCACUGAAAAGUUGACCAAUAUCUAAUCCGUAUACAAACCGCCCCUCCCGAUAACAACUGAAAUAAAACGAGUGUUCGGCACUUUGCGGCACACUGCCAUCAUGUUUCUUUACAAACUGCUCAGCUUUUUCUUCGCGGCCUCCAAAAAGGAGGAGGAGGAGGACGAGGACUCUCAACACGACCUUUCUCUUUACAAGCGGGGCGAUUUAUUAGAAGUCCCCAGGACAUUAUUCACACACUUUGGCAUCUACCUGGGCGACAAUCGCGUGGCUCACCUCAUCCCGGACAUCCUGCCCGCGAUUUCUAACAAUAAACCCGCCAUCGCAAAGAUGGUGACUAACAACCGGCUCUUGCUGGGGGUUCUCGCCAAGGUCGCCAGCGUCAGAGUGGACUCGGUGGACGAUUUCGCGUACGGCUCAGAGAUUCUGAUCAACCGCAUGGACACGGUGUGCAGCCAGCCUCCGCUGGACGGUGACGAGGUGGCCGGGAGGGCGGAGACACUUGUGGGUUCGGUCACGUACAGCUUACUGUGGGACAACUGUGAGCACUACGUCACGCACUGCAGAUACGGCAUGGCCAUCAGCUACCAGACGCACCAGUUCUGCACAGCGGUGCGGAAGAUCGUGUGCAGCAGGAUGAGCGCCUACCUGACCGCACUGUGCGGCGUGGGAGCCGCGCUGUAUGCGGGCUGCGUGACGUCACUGACAGUGACCCUGCUCGUCUCCUUCACCAUCUGGAUGGCCGCCUGACAGCCUCGCUGACGGGCCCAAUUAACCCACGGGACUGGAGGCUGAAGUCAAGUCCUGUGGGUUUAGCUGCACGGCUAAAGACGUUGGGAAACAAAUAUGUUCACAAUAAUAACAACAACAGCAGUAUUGUUUACUGUCUACGUUACAUAUCAUUAAUGUUCACUGGGCUUUAUUCAAGAUUGAUAUAAUUUUACACAACUCAUCGAUACAUAGACUUUGACUGAAGAGGCUGACAGGGAGACAUGAUGGAUGUUGAAGGAAUGUUUUAUUUUCAGUGUGAUGUACUUUAAAAAGUUGCCUUGGAUGAAUUGCAAGAAGUUUCUUAAUGGAAUACAGUAUUUAAAAAAAAUAUAUUGUGAAAGACAAAUGUGACAUGUGUUUGUCAUCCCAUUAAACAUGUACAGUAUUUCUA
This is a messenger RNA of Pseudoliparis swirei, 3478 nucleotides long. Its product is annotated as lecithin retinol acyltransferase family protein. The transcript has 2 exons. Gene Ontology annotation, biological process: retinol metabolic process. The record is from RefSeq and is a predicted model, not a curated record. NCBI's taxonomy places the organism in Eukaryota, Metazoa, Chordata, Actinopteri, Perciformes, Liparidae. Gene Ontology annotation, molecular function: phosphatidylcholine-retinol O-acyltransferase activity. The coding region runs from base 2419 to 3066 and encodes 215 amino acids.